UUCUGUCUCCAGCGGAUGCUCAACAGGCAUCUCAAAUGCCACAACCAGGUGAAAAGGCACCUGUGCACCUUCUGUGGCAAAGGCUUCAAUGAUACUUUCGACCUGAAAAGGCAUGUCCGGACUCACACAGGUAUUCGUCCCUACAAGUGUGAGAUCUGCAACAAAGCCUUCACCCAGCGCUGCUCUUUGGAAUCUCAUCUGAAGAAGAUCCAUGGGGUCCAGCAGCAGUAUGCCUACAAACAACGUCGGGACAAGCUGUACGUCUGUGAGGACUGUGGCUACACAGGUCCUACACAAGAGGACUUGUACCUGCAUGUAAACAAUGCCCACCCAGGAAGUGCUUUCCUCAAAAAGACGUCAAAAAAACUGGCCGCCAUUUUACAGACGAAGCUAACUUCUGUUCUCCAGAGGAAUGCUAAACUAAAUGAGGAGGACAAAUGA
Trichosurus vulpecula (common brushtail) is the source of this 441-nucleotide messenger RNA. RefSeq names its product transcription factor Ovo-like 2. Gene Ontology annotation, biological process: regulation of transcription by RNA polymerase II; epidermal cell differentiation. The record is from RefSeq and is a predicted model, not a curated record. Gene Ontology annotation, cellular component: nucleus. NCBI's taxonomy places the organism in Eukaryota, Metazoa, Chordata, Mammalia, Diprotodontia, Phalangeridae. The transcript has a single exon. Gene Ontology annotation, molecular function: RNA polymerase II cis-regulatory region sequence-specific DNA binding; DNA-binding transcription factor activity, RNA polymerase II-specific. Bases 16 to 441 code for a protein of 141 amino acids.